Messenger RNA from Acipenser ruthenus (sterlet), 721 nucleotides. Its product is annotated as transmembrane protein 220-like. The record is from RefSeq and is a predicted model, not a curated record. The coding region runs from base 5 to 622 and encodes 205 amino acids. The transcript is spliced from 6 exons. NCBI's taxonomy places the organism in Eukaryota, Metazoa, Chordata, Actinopteri, Acipenseriformes, Acipenseridae.
CCAAAUGCCAAAGGUAAUAAUUACCCAUGUGACACGGCGGGGAGAGUUUCCUCUGAAAGAAGUACCUCGAAACACCGAAAUGAGCAAGAGGGAUACAUUAAGAGAACAUAUAAAACCUGACAGACAUUCGUCAUAUUCUCGAUGUUUUCAUAUUCUGUGGAGAAGCUGCAAUCUGUGCAUGUCUGUCUUUUUUGCAUUAGCGGCAUAUGUGCAGAUUAAUGACCCAGAUGCUGCCAUUUGGAUGGCAGCAUAUGCCAUCCCAGCUGGUUUAUGUUUUUGGGUCAGCCUCAAACCUAUGAUUACAGAGACUUUAAUCUGGAGAAAACUGUGUGAUCUGCACAUGUUUCUUUGUGCCACAGUUGCUGUUAUCUUGGGAUGGUCUCUCUACAAUAGUACAACAAAGAACAUUAUCCAUGAAGAAGAGGGGAGGGAGUGUUUUGGUUUGGUAUUAAUAGCAGUAUGGCUCCUUCUUUGUCGACAUUCAGAAAAGAGUAGAGUUGGUGGCUUAAGACUUUUGACUGCAGUUGCUGUCACCAUAUUUCCAUUUGUGGCUUGGCUAUACUAUUACAUUAACAAAGAAUUGAGGUCCAGCUGGCCCUUACAUUGCAAAACUGCACUAUAGACCAUGGAGAAUAUCAACUGGACCAGACUGAAGCAUGGAUGUAACUAAUUAUACAAAUUUAAAUACAUUAUAUAAAUAAAGCACAAUUAUUUAGAGAUA